AUGCCCAUGCGGGAUCGAAUGGACAUCGUCCACGCCCGCUUGGGCAUCGCGACACUUGACGCUGUCGGAUAUGAUGAUGAAGCUGGUCUUGACGAGACCGUAGCCUCCGAAGGCAAACUGCUGCAAGAGGCAAUUGGUAUUGACGGAUAUGCGAGUGGUUCUCACGCCAGCCAAGACGGGACGGACAUGGACAUCGCGUUGCCGAGGCGCCACCACCGUGUAUCUACUGGCGAAGUGGUUGAGCACGCUUACUUUCACCUACUUCGAGCCCAGGCGGGCGAAGAGAUUGAUCCCGAUGACUACGCUCAGCACAAGCUUUUCGCGGCCGCUAACAUGGAAGCAUUCGCGGCGUGGUGCUCGUUGUACCAGACCCGGCUGCAGAUUCCUCCCACUCUCAGACGCAGUAACCCUCGAAGUGGUUGUUGA
Molecule: messenger RNA, 426 nt
Organism: Phytophthora sojae
Lineage: Eukaryota; Oomycota; Peronosporomycetes; Peronosporales; Peronosporaceae
Exons: 1
Coding region: 1-426 (141 amino acids)
Source: RefSeq, a predicted model, not a curated record